UCCCGAGGUCUGUGUUGACGCUGCAAGGUGGUUCGGGGAGGACACUGAAUGUUUUCUUCGACCUUCAGACGCGCCUGCAUCAUGAGUAUAGCUACCGGCUUUGCACCGUUUUCGAAAGCGGUCGUGAGAGCUAUGCGCAGGCUCUACCCCCCCGCCCUAGCAGACAGCUCUUGGGACAACACCGGCCUCCUCCUCGAAGCCGCCUUCAUCCCCUCGCGCCGCCCAUCCAACAUAGUCCUCCUUACCAUCGACCUCACAAAAGCCGUCGCGGACGAAGCUAUCGCACUCAACUCCUCUAUCAUCAUCGCGUACCAUCCGAUCAUAUUCCGGGGACUAAAGUCCCUUACGUUCGCAAACUCGCAGCAGCAGACACUGCUACGGUUGGCUAGUCAUGGCAUUAGCGUGUAUAGUCCGCAUACGGCUGUUGAUGCUGCGCCAGGAGGGCUGGGAGACUGGUUGGCAGAUAUUGUGACGGGAACGAAGACGAGCUUUGGGCAGGACGCGGAUGAGGCGGUGAAAAAGAGACGGGAAGACGAAGAUGAUCCGUUCGUCGACAAGAAGCCGGCUGUGUAUACCCUCUCGCACCAUCCCAGCCAAACCACACUGCAUCUCUCGAAACAGGACCCUCCCACAACAACCGCGGUACCCCACACCCGCCGCCCAAUCGUUCCGCAGUCGCCAGAGCUAGAAUCUCAUCCCGGCGCAGGCAUGGGCCGCAUCGUCCACUUCACACAGCCCCAACCCCUCACAGCUCUUCUCGACCGCAUAGGCCGCGGCCUCAACAACCCCAAAGGCUUCCCCAUCGCCAUUCCGCAAAACACGUCCAUCUCAGAUCUAAGUAUCUCGAGCGUUGGCAUCUGCGCCGGCAGUGGUGCCUCCCUCCUCUUAAAUCUCGACGUCGACCUACUCUUCACGGGCGAGAUGAGCCAUCACGAGGCUCUGGCGGCGAUCGAGAAGGGGCAGGUGGUGAUUAACUUGUUUCAUAGCAAUUCAGAACGCGGGUUCUUGGCCGAGGUUCUGAGAGAGCAGUUGGAGGAUGCGGUGGAGGAGGAGUGGGCGGCGGUGAGGGAGGAGAAGGCGGUGAGGGAGGAGAACAGUGGAGUCGAGGAUGAGGGCAUUAAGGAGGCGUUGGACGAGGAGGACUUUGAGGUGCUGGUCAGUGAGGUGGAUAGAGAUCCAUAUGGCAUUGUUAUUCUAAAACCUGAGAUGGAAUAUGGGGCAGGAAGUGAGGAGGAAGGAAGCGGCGUGAUACCAACGAUAGAGGGUAAAUGAGAUUUUGUCCAUGAGAGAUGCUGCCUGGAUACACGACUGUGUUAUCAACCUCACCAAAAUCCUGCUUCGAAUCACCGCUGUAAACUUCCCUCCAACUGUUGGGGCGACC
This is a messenger RNA of Trematosphaeria pertusa, 1381 nucleotides long. Its product is annotated as NIF3-domain-containing protein. The coding region runs from base 82 to 1272 and encodes 396 amino acids. NCBI's taxonomy places the organism in Eukaryota, Fungi, Ascomycota, Dothideomycetes, Pleosporales, Trematosphaeriaceae. Gene Ontology annotation, cellular component: cytoplasm; mitochondrion. The transcript is spliced from 2 exons. The record is from RefSeq and is a predicted model, not a curated record.